AAAAACUUCAGAUGGAUCUGGCUAAGAAGGUAGGACUGAAUCUUGAAGAUGAUGAGAGUGAAGAUGAUCGUGCUUAUAAGCUACACAACUUCUUAAAGGAAAAAAAUUGCUUGUUGUUUCUUGAUGACAUUUGGCAAUCCUAUGAAGUUGUCAUGUUGGGUAUGCAACCUCCUAAGCGUGGCAUGGAGAAGAAGCGCAAGGUGAUAGUUUUCACGACACGCUACGAGCAAGUAUGCACUGGAAUGAGUGCUAACGUGAUAAAAAAAGUGAAAGGUUUGUCAUCUGAUGAAGCAUGGGAACUCUUUUUGAAGUAUGCACGUGAAGAUGUAAUCAACUCAGAGCGACAAAUUAAUCAACUAGCAAAAGAAAUUACUAAAGAGUGUGCUGGUGUGCCCCUUGCUCUCAUCACCGUCGGCCGAGCCAUGUCCGCAAAGAGGUCAAGAGAAGCUUGGAAUGAUGCUCUCGUGCAACUGAAGAAAUCACAGAUGCCAGAAGUCACAGGUAUGAAAGAACGAGAUCCUAUGUUUGGUGCCUUUAAACUUAGCUAUGAUAGUCUGGAAGAUGACAACAUAAGAGCCCGCCUAUUGUGCUGCUCUUUGUGGCCUGAAGAUUUUGAAAUCGACAAAGAUGAACUAAUACAAUGUUGGAUAGGUCUUGGCCUGAUUGAUGAGUUUGACUCGAUCAAUAAAGCAUUCGACCGAGGGCACUCUCAUAUCGAGACUCUUACAUUUGCAUGUUUGUUAGAGCUCGUUAAUAAGAAUGGUGCGACAAGGAUCAAGAUGCAUGAUGUGAUCCGAGACAUGGCUCUUUGGAUGGCUUCAGAUUGUGGAUCCAAUCAACACAGGUGGAUUGUUAAGGCACGUGCUAGAUUGAAUCAAUUGGAACUAGAGAAUGAGCAAUGGCAAGUGGUAGAGCGAGCAUCAUUCAUGCAUAAUAAUUUGAGUUCUUUGCCAAGGCAGACUCUCACUUUUCCUAAACUUUCCAUGCUCAUGCUCCAACAGAACCCUAAGCUAGACUUAAUUCCUGAGCCAUUUUUCAAAGCUUUACCUGUUUUGGCCUUCUUGGAUCUCUCAGGUACAAACAUCACAGAUCUUCCGAGGGAAAUCAACAUGUUAUCUGAGCUCCAAUAUCUAAACUUGAACUUCACCCCAAUCAAAGCAUUGCCAGUAGAGUUGAGUAGCCUUGCCAAACUCAAGUACUUGCUUUUGGUAGGAACUAAGCGUCUUGCCAAAGUACCCAAGGGAACAAUGUCCAACAUAGCUUUGCUCAAAUUGUUGGAUUUAUACGAGAGCAAGUAUGCUAACUUGGAUGAGCUAGAAGGAUUUAAAGGGUGCCGGAAAUACAUUGGAAUUACCUUGCACUCAAUGAUAGAUCUUGAACGGUUGGGCUCUCUACCGCAAUUAUCUAGAUGGAAACUCCAACUACAAAGCAUGAGAGACUUGGCUUAUCCAAGCCAACUAUUCGAGAGCAUCAUGAGUAGCCACAACACAAGGCAGGGUCUUGAACGACUAGAGAUUGUAGAUGUCACGACAGGUGGUGAAUUAACAGUUGCUCAGAGCAACAAGGAUCAUGAAGAAGGCCUUGAAUGUUUGAGGUAUAUGACGCUCAUAACUAUCGAUGAUUUACAGGAAAUCACUUGGAAAGUAGUUGAGCAUCAAACGAUAUUUCCUAAUCUUCACGAAUUGAACAUUUUUGAUUGCAAAAUGUUGAGAAACAUCAACUGGGUUCUUCAUCUACCAAACCUUAAUGUCUUGAAAGUAUCAAAUUGUGGUGAGAUGGAAGAAUUGAUAAAUUGUGUUGGAAGUUCCGCCAACUCUAGCAUCGGCUUACGCUUACUCUCUUUGACUCGAUUGCCUUCAUUGAAUUGCAUCGCACGGCAGCCGCUAACCUUCCCCUACUUGGAGCAGCUAUAUGUAAGCUCAUGUCCAGAACUUAGAAAGCUGCCGUUUGGGGCUGAGAUUUGUCAAAAUAAAUUAAAAGGUAUAUUUUGCCAAAAGGAUUGGUGGGAAAAUAUCCAAUGGGAGGAUGUCAAUGACAAGAAUUCACUCUUCCCCUAUAUCAAGUUUGGUUUCGACGUAAUUGUGUUGAAAUUGGGCGUGAAGUUACCUAAAGCUAAAUCUAGAAUUUUCAAGACUGUUAUUGAAGUUCCUGGAGUAAUACAAGUACGGCUGGACUCGAGUACGUGCCAUUUGACCGUGGUGGGUGACGGAGUCGACGGGGCGACACUAAUGAAUAGACUUCAAAGAAAUAUAGGUCAGGUGGAACUCAUCAGCGUUGGCACCACUGGCGGCUGAGGCAUUGUGAUUUCUUGUUCAUGUUUAAAUUUAAAAUAAAUUAAUUUGAUAGUAUUUAAUUUAUAUUUUAUAAUUUGUAUAUAAUAUAAUUCAAUAAUAUUAAUAGUAUAUUUUAAUUUAUAAUAAAAUUUAUUAGUACUAGCACAUAUAUGAUAUAAUUUUAAAUUUGAAGUUAUUUUAUGUAAAACAAAACCUUGAAAUAU
Zingiber officinale is the source of this 2497-nucleotide messenger RNA. RefSeq names its product disease resistance protein RPS2-like. Gene Ontology annotation, biological process: defense response to other organism. Gene Ontology annotation, molecular function: ADP binding. NCBI's taxonomy places the organism in Eukaryota, Viridiplantae, Streptophyta, Magnoliopsida, Zingiberales, Zingiberaceae. Bases 12 to 2294 code for a protein of 760 amino acids. The record is from RefSeq and is a predicted model, not a curated record. The transcript is spliced from 3 exons.